AGUAGGCUUUUGAGGAAAUAAGUUUAAGUUGUCACAAUGGAAACUGAUAGAUCAGCAUUUUGUGGUUGUAAAGGUAUAAGAACAUGUCUUAAGUGUGAGGAGCAUUAUUCCAUUGGUAAACCACAGUUAACGUUGUCUCAAUUUCAGAAUUGCUACAGUUACUGUCCUCACUGUAACAUUGCAGUACAAGGGACUUCCUUGGAUCAUCCGAAUCACACUGCAGAAUCGAUAUCAUUCCCUGGAGUUUACAUCAAAUUGGAAUUUAUCAGCAGAGAAGAAGAGUCUUCAUUGAUUCAAGAUCUUGAUUCCAUUCCCUGGGAUCUUUCUCAGAGUGGAAGAAGGAAGCAAAAUUUUGGCCCGAAAUGCAACUUUAAGAAAAGGCGUUUGCAGCUGGGAGACUUUAAAGGGUUUCCAGAAACAACCCGAUUUGUACAAGAGAGGUUUUCUAGUAUUGACAUCUUGAAGGGGUAUCAAACGAUAGAGCAAUGUUCUUUAGAGUACGACUCGAAGAAUGGAGCCUCAAUCGACCCUCACAUAGACGACUGCUGGAUUUGGGGAGAACGGAUUGUUACUGUCAACCUGCUCUCAGACUCUGUGUUGACGCUGGUGCCGUACCGAGGGGAAAGUAAACGUUACAACUUAGACCUUGCCCCUGCAGAGUACAGGUGCGCCUCAGUUCCAGAUGAUGUCGCUGUGAGAGUACCAAUGCCUCGAAGAUCACUGUUAGUCCUGUAUGGAGAGGCGAGGUAUGCCUGGGAACAUAUGGUACUCAGAGAGGACAUCGCACAAAGAAGAGUGUGUCUCGCUUAUAGAGAAUUCACUCCACCGUACCUGCCCGGUGGAACUGAGGAAUCGAAGAGUGAGCAAGUGUUUGAAAAAGCAAAACUAUUCUGGUGAACAUUGAUAAAUGCUGAUUGUAGAAAUCCACAAAUUCUUUAACACAUUUAAGUGAUUAAAAUAUCUUUAUAAAAAUAAUGUAUUGAUAAAUAACAGAUGGAAAAUAAAUGGUUUAAAAAUG
Messenger RNA from Homalodisca vitripennis (glassy-winged sharpshooter), 1018 nucleotides. Its product is annotated as alpha-ketoglutarate-dependent dioxygenase alkB homolog 4. The record is from RefSeq and is a predicted model, not a curated record. Gene Ontology annotation, biological process: oxidative demethylation. Gene Ontology annotation, molecular function: demethylase activity; oxidoreductase activity. Lineage: Eukaryota; Metazoa; Arthropoda; Insecta; Hemiptera; Cicadellidae. The coding region runs from base 37 to 897 and encodes 286 amino acids. The transcript has 3 exons.